AUGACCAGCAGCCCUUAUCAUAUCUUACAGGGCAACCUCAAUCACUCCGCCAGAGCUCAGGACCUGCUGAUCCAGAGCAUGGCGGAGCGGUUGACCCAUCUGGCGGUCGUCGCCGAGCCCUAUCGGGUCCCUUCGGUUCCCGACUGGGCGGGAGAUAUUGACGGCCUGGUGGCCGUGGUCCAGCGCUUGCUUGUCGUCGGGGUGUACUUCUCCCCCAACCGGCCGCUCGCCGAAUUCGAGUCCUUUCUCGACGAACUCGGUCAAGUCGUGGGGAGGUCGCGCUCAGGGCGCGCGCUCGUUUUCGGGGACCUCAACGCGAAGUCGUCCGCUUGGGGUUCCCCGGUCACCUGUCCCAGGGGACGGGAGACGGAGGAGUGGUUGGUCGGGAGCGGUCUCGUUAUCCUCAACCGCGGCGCCGAGAACACAUGCGUCCGUCGUUCGGGUGGGUCCGUGGUGGAUGUGUCUUUUGCGACCCCCGACGUCGCGCGCCGCGUCUGCGGUUGGGAGGUGUUGGUCGACGUGGAGACGCUCUCCGACCACCGCUACAUUGGUUUCCGUGUGGCCGCGGCCCCGGAGGCCCGCGCUGGGCCCUGA
This is a messenger RNA of Bombyx mandarina (wild silkworm), 594 nucleotides long. RefSeq lists its product as uncharacterized. The record is from RefSeq and is a predicted model, not a curated record. NCBI's taxonomy places the organism in Eukaryota, Metazoa, Arthropoda, Insecta, Lepidoptera, Bombycidae.